CAUGCAGAUUUUUUAUUUAUUGUUCUCAAAUCUCUCUUAAUUCUUAGAAUAAGGUUUCAAUUUCUUUACUAAGAUGAGAACUUUAAUUAAAAACAAUGAAUCUCCAAAAUAGCAGAAUAGAAUAUUUUUAUUUCAAUUCAUUUUCGAUUCUAAGUUUUUCAAGUUUGAAAUGAUGAAAUUUCAGCAAAACAGGUAAAUAAAUUAGUAUUCAAUUAUUUAAUUAGGAUUGGUAAGGGCAUGGGAAUAAUUCAAGUCAAUUUAAAUGAAAGAUUCUUAGAUUUCUCAUUUUGGCUUAUAAAUAGUAACUUAAUUGGAGGUGGGUUGAUUAUCUGUGUAAUUUAUUAGAUUGCAAAAGAUGAAAGGGAACAUUUUUGUGGUAUCUUUAACUGAAGCACCUAUAUAAGAGUAUAUUUUAUAAUUCGAUAUUAUUAUUUAAUUUUCUGAUCAUUUCCUUUAAGAGUUCCUCAGAUAGCAAAGGUAAAUUAAUUAAUUAUUAUCAUCCUUUCAUACCUGACCAUAUAUUUAUAUUAUGCAGCUUAUUUUUAGAUGAGCAAACAAAAUUAGACUUUCAUAGUGACCAAUCAUUCUAGACAAUUACUCCACGGAUAUCACGUCGAUGACAACAUAGGCAAAAAGUUGGCUAUAUCUUAAGGUUCAGAGUUGGGAGGCGGCUUAAUGAGUAGCGUUGAAGUAUGAUGUGAGAAUUUAAAUAUAGGUGGAAUAGAGGAAGCCCAAAUAGGUGCUUCAAAAGGAAUAUGAUUCUAGGAGUAUACGAUACGCAAAUGAAGAUUACUCAUAUUUGGCAAAUUUGUUGUUGAGUAGAUUUUCACAAUUAGAUGCAGCAGCUGCUAUUGCUACUCAAUACCCAUUAUUUAAAAUGUUGAGGGGUGUUACCAAAAAAUUUAUGUUUAAUGAGUUAGAAAUCAUAUUCUUUUUGCACACAAUCGAAGAAUAGAAAUGGAGAUAUGAUGAUUAAUUGAUUUCAGAUUUCUCAGCUUACUUUAAAUAAGAUUUUUUGAGCAACUAAGAAGUAAUUAAAUAUUAAAGCAAUUUAAUUAGAAUUAGAAUGUGGAAGGAUUCAAAAAAUUAUUACUGUUUCUGAUUUGCUGCGGCUAUACAAUCAAGUGUUUUUUCAAUGAUUCCAACGAUCAAGAGAUAAUCUUGAUCACUGAUCACAUCCAACAAUAUUGUCAGAAAGAGUAAAUAAUUUGAAUCUAUAUUAGUUUCAAAAAAUCACUCUUGGAUUUAUGGAGACAGAAAUACAUGAAUUGUUCAUUGAAAAUUGUCCCAAGGGUUUUGAAUAAGUUGUAUAACAAAUUGAUGAGAAUACCUAAAGAUGGCAAACAAGAAUUCCAAUAGGAUUACAAUGCUUUGGUAGAUCAGAUCAUCCAGAUCUCUCCGGCUUACAAUAGUCAAGAAGGCAAAUAGAUAAAGCAGGAAGUCAAACCAAUCCAACAACAACCUCAGCAACAACAACCUAUCAACUUCAGCCAACAGACUUAGCAAUCCUAUCAACACUAAUACAUGAAUAACUCGGGUAUGUUUAUGCAAUUUUCCCAAUCGCAACUUCCUCAAUAGAAUUAAUAAACAUUUUACCCCUUCCCUUCAUAAGAUUUUUGUGAUCACAACAUCAAUGAUAAUCUGUUUGUAAAUUCAAAGAUCAAAGAAGAAUUGAUACCACCUCCACCGCCGUUAUUGAGUUAAUCUUCUAAUUUUAAAAUACAAUGA
Paramecium octaurelia is the source of this 1728-nucleotide messenger RNA. The record is from the annotation of a GenBank genome assembly. NCBI's taxonomy places the organism in Eukaryota, Ciliophora, Oligohymenophorea, Peniculida, Parameciidae.